Messenger RNA from Larimichthys crocea (large yellow croaker), 7013 nucleotides. RefSeq names its product leucine rich repeat containing 8 VRAC subunit Ab (gene lrrc8ab). The transcript is spliced from 4 exons. Lineage: Eukaryota; Metazoa; Chordata; Actinopteri; Sciaenidae. Gene Ontology annotation, cellular component: cytoplasm. The record is from RefSeq and is a predicted model, not a curated record. The coding region runs from base 456 to 2843 and encodes 795 amino acids. Gene Ontology annotation, molecular function: protein binding.
AAUACGUGUUUGGCGACCUAUCGCUGUCACUGUUUAACUUCAAGGGUGUAAACUUCCGACGAGAGCCGGCGGAGCUAGCGCAGAUUAGCUGCCUAGCCUAGCCUAGCUCAGCUUGCUAACGUGUUGUGAUGGCAUGAAAUGUGCUCCGCUGAUGAGGCAGCUUGCUGCUAGAUGCCAGUGUGUGCUUUGGGAUUUACUGUGUCACAUUAUGUAAUGGUAUAUAUUUAAAAAAAAGAAAGAAAAAGACACCCAGCUUUAACUUUCUAAUAAGAAGCGCCUGCUUUAGCUACCUAGCCAGAUGACAAAGACAUGCGAUGCUAACGUUUCAAACUCAACCCCAUGGCGAUGAGAGAGGCGAUGGUCCAUGAAGAGGUUUGGAUACACAGAGAGUGGCUCGUCCACCAGAGAAACCAUCAGUCACUGGAGCACAGAUAACACCUUCAAACUGAUAAACCAUGAUCCCCAUCACUGAGCUGCGGUACUUUGUGGACACACAGCCAGCAUACCGCAUCCUGAAACCAUGGUGGGAUGUGUUCACCGACUACAUCUCCAUUGUUAUGCUUAUGAUUUCUGUGUUUGGAGGGACACUGCAGGUCACCCAGGACAAAAUGAUCUGCCUGCCUUGCAAAUGGGUGGUCAAUCAGACCUGCAAGAAGAACUUCAAUUCUACCUUCUCAGCAUCAAUGUUCUUGGAGCCCAAAGGGAUCCAGUAUGAUCUGGAUCGCCACCAGUACAAUUAUGUGGAUGCUGUGUGCUAUGAGAAUAGAUUGCACUGGUUUGCCAAGUAUUUUCCCUACCUAGUAUUACUUCACACCCUUAUUUUCCUAGCUUGCAGUAACUUUUGGUUCAAGUUCCCACGGACUAGUUCCAAAUUAGAGCACUUUGUAUCCAUCUUGCUGAAAUGCUUCGACUCCCCGUGGACAACCAGGGCACUGUCGGAGACGGUGGUUGAAGAGAGUGACCCAAAACCGAUGAAAAUGAACGGUUCGACGGACCACAAGGAGUCUGUCAUCAGCGAGGAUGUUGAAGCGAGUGUUCCUAUGCUCCAAAGAACAAAGACACGCUUAGAGCAGGGCAUUGUAGAUAGAACAGAAACCGGGGUUUUGGACAAGAAAGAGGGCGAACAGGCAAAAGCCCUGUUUGAAAAAGUGAAGAAGUUCCGCAUACACGUUGAAGAAGGAGACAUUGUGUACAGACUGUACAUCCGUCAGACUAUCAUCAAAGUCAUCAAGUUUAUUUUGAUAAUCUGCUAUACAGGGUAUUACGUGCAUGAUAUUCAAUUCAGUGUUGACUGUUCGGUAAACAUAGAGAGCCUGACAGGCUACAGCGUGUACCGUUGUGCUCACCCGCUUGCGACACUUUUUAAAAUCUUAGCCUGUUUCUACAUUAGCUUAGUGGUGGUGUAUGGAUUGAUCUGCAUGUACACACUUUGCUGGAUGCUCCGGCGCUCUCUAAAGAAGUACUCCUUUGAGUCAAUACGGGAAGAGAGCAGCUACAGUGACAUACCCGAUGUAAAGAAUGACUUUGCAUUCAUGAUGCACAUGAUCGAUCAGUAUGACCCUCUGUACUCUAAGCGCUUCGCGGUGUUCCUCUCAGAAGUGAGUGAAAAUAAGCUGAGGCAGCUCAACCUCAACAACGAGUGGACACUGGACAAGCUCAGGCAGAGGAUUACCAAGAACUCUCAGGAGAAGUUGGAGUUGCACCUUUUCAUGCUGAGUGGCAUUCCGGAUACAGUAUUUGACCUGAUGGAGCUGGAGGUUCUCAAACUGGAGCUGAUCCCUGAUGUCACGAUCCCCCCGAUCAUCGCCCAGCUGAUCAACCUGCGAGAGAUGUGGCUCUACCACACGCCGGCCAAAAUCGAAGCUCCCGCACUGGCUUUUUUGCGUGAGAACUUGAAGUCUCUGCACAUCAAGUUCACUGACAUCAAAGAGAUUCCCUUGUGGAUCUACAGUUUGAAGAAUCUUAGUGAACUUCAUCUGACAGGGAAUCUCAGCGCGGAAAACAACCGUUACAUUGUCAUUGAUGGGCUCCGGGAGCUCAAGAGGCUCAAAGUUCUUCGUCUGAAGAGCAAUCUCACCAAGCUACCUCAGGUGGUGACUGAUGUUGGCAUGCACCUCCAGAAGCUUUCCAUCAAUAAUGAAGGCACUAAGCUGAUGGUGCUGAACAGUCUGAAGAAGAUGGUAAACCUGACGGAACUGGAGCUCAUCCGCUGUGAUUUGGAGCGCAUACCGCACUCGAUCUUUAGCUUGCACAACUUGCAGGAGAUUGAUCUGAAGGACAACAACCUGAAGACCAUCGAGGAGAUAAUCAGCUUCCAGCACCUGCAUCGGCUGGUCUGCCUUAAGCUCUGGUACAACCAGAUCGCCUAUAUUCCCAUCCAGAUUGGCACAUUAACCAACCUGGAGAAACUGUAUCUGAACAGAAACAAGAUUGAGAAGAUCCCCAGCCAGUUGUUUUAUUGCCGCAAGCUGCGCUUCCUGGACCUGAGCCAUAACAACCUAACAUAUAUCCCAACAGACAUCGGCUUCCUCCAGAAUCUUCAGUACCUCGCAGUGACAGCCAACAGAAUUGAGAGCCUGCCUAAUGAGCUGUUCCAGUGCAAGAAGCUUCGCACUUUGAACUUGGGAAACAAUUGCCUGCAGUCUCUGCCGUCACGGUUUGGAGAGCUGACUGGGCUGACACAGCUAGAGCUGAGAGGAAACCGUCUGGAGUGUCUGCCCGUGGAGCUGGGCGAGUGCCGACAGCUAAAGCGGACUGGUCUCGUGGUGGAGGAGGACCUUUUCAACACCCUGCCCACGGAGGUCAAGGAACAAUUAUGGAAAGUUGACAAAGAACAGGCUUGACCAGGUCUGUGAAAGAAACUGGGCCCCGACACAGGAGGGAACGCCUAUGCUGUCCCAGAGGGCUUGUUGACGCAGGUAGUUGUCGUGCUGCAGUGUACUGCUAGUAAGGUUGGGUAUCAAGAAUCAGUGCCAGUUUGGCAGAACCAAAAUACAGAUAAUUUCAGGUUGUUCUCUUAAUUUUUAACUUGAUUUUCCUUCCUUCACAAACAACUACUCAGGCCUUCCCGUUAUAUCCCAGUAGUGACGCUUUUUAGCAAUAAUGUAGCAGCAGCGAGUGUUUACAUUUUAUGCUUCUCAGUUGUGGCGGUGAAGUUUAAGUAUGCAAAACUGUGGGCUGACUUUGCUACAGACAGCAAAUAUUUGCAAGAAGUUUCCACUGAUUUACUAAAACAUCCGGUAUUAUCAAUAUAUAUAUAAAAAAAAAACAUUACAAGAAUCUUGUAGUAUUGUUUGUUUUACUAAUAAGAUAGCAAGGUGAUUUUAAAGUCCUCAUUUUUAAACUGCAACUAUCACUCCUACAUAUUUUAAGUUGUCCAAUGACAGACAAAGCUGCUUUUUCCAUUGCUAUUUUCUUUUAGGAAAAAUUAUACAGAUCACUUAUAAUGUUUGACAAGUCAUUGAUUAUUUCACUAAAUAUUACAUAUGUGUACAAACAUAGGGAAUGACAACACCAAUCAUGAGCAAAGUGUCAGAUUAGCAAUUCUUUAAAUUGAAGAGACAACACUGGUUGUCCCAAAGUUUUUAACUCUGCUGUUGUCCAGCACUGACCUGAUGUAAAUUGUAACUGGUGGUCAUUGUCUUCUUCUGCUUUAGAGGGAUAACCACGGCGGGAAUACCUUCAUGUGUGCUUGGUCUGAAACAGAUCGGAAAAUCAUGAAAGUAUAACAUGAAAUCAGGGAUAACUAAUUACGAGUUGUGUCUGAGAAGGUCACCGAAGAGGCUGUUUGUAGUGCAAGUGUUGUAGAGGCAGAGAAGUUGUCUUUGCUUGGCCUCAGUUCUCAGCAUUGCAACAUGUGAUAUUAUAAUGGAGCUAGUUUGGCAGAGUGGAGGGGGGAAAGAUGUGCAGUGUGUUUGACCCACAGUACACUUAAAGAAAAGCGCUUAUUCUUCUGAAUUCUGAGAGGACCAGUAUAAGACAUCACCCCUUUACAAUUACACUGGCGAAGCAUCUUCUCAGCAAGCAGAUACCCAACCCUUACUGCCAGUAUACAACUCAGUGGGCAUUCUAUAAAAAUCUAUUUCAUGGUCAUGCUGCCUCUACGUUGUUUGUUUGUAAUGAAUUGCACAAAACAAAGAAAAAUCUGGGGGAAAUGAUGAAAACGGUUUAAAUGAGAUGAGUCAAACGUUCAUAAUCAUAAUUACUUUAUGUCUGAAAUGUACACUUACCUGAAACACGAGAAUGGUUUAUUACUCUUUCUGUGGUGGGUAUGAAGUACUGGUCUGCUUGUGUGUCCUGAUAGUUGAGUGUCAUUGUCUGAAAAUAAUAACUAAAAGAACCAGACAUGUCUUCAAAUAUGUUUUCUAAGCACCUGGCCUUGUGUUCAAGAUUUUUUUAUUUUAUUUUAUUAACAUUGUUUAUUAGUUGGUAGUCAUUAAUACAAUGUCUCUACCUUGAUAGGGUAGUUUGAGAUCACAGCCACCUUUUAAUCUAAAAUAUUUAAAUUAUUUAAAUUGCUAUAUUAGAUUUAUUAAGGUGAGGUUUUUAUGUGGGUAAAAAAAACAUGGAACAAAGUUCCAAAAAAUUCUGAAACUAACAAAAAAAAAACAUUCCAGUUAAUGAAAACAAAACAUGUAUUUGUUAAAAUUAAUUUGUCAUUGACAAGAAAGAUUAGGAGCCACUUUUGGAAAGAGCCAUGGCUUUCAGGACAGUUGCCUUAACUGUAACUCACUCCUACGUUAUGUGCCCUUUCUGUUAUUUUUAGAGUGACAUCCGAGGAGUUGAAAACAAACUUCAUCUUCUCAGAUUUUGAUGCAGAUAAAUAUCUUUAAAGCUGCACUACACUACCCGACAGUUUUGCUGUUCGCUUUCUAGUUUGCUCUAAUAUUUCAUGUCACUUCUUGUGAACUUUUCACAAGUGACCAUACUUGAUACCAGUCGUCAAUUUGGGGGAAAAAAGAGACACAUGGUGUCUCAAAUAUGAUUAAUGAGACGUCAAAAUCUACAAUAGUGCAGCUUUAAUUUUGUCACCCAUGGUUGCUGUGCACUACUGACAACUUCUACAGUGUUAACGCCAGAAGGGAAUUAUGAUUUAAACUACCCAGCAAAAUGCCCACCAGGCUUAUGACUUAUUCAUUAUCUUUUCUUUUUUUUUUUAGAUUUAAAUAGAAAUGAAAGCCUUUUUUUUUCUUUUUAUUGAUACGAGUUCAUGUAUGUGUGGAAACUCCUCCCUGCCAGAGGAAUGACAGAGAACAAAAGCCAAAUAGAUACAAAUUGUUUUAAAAAUGCUAAUUGAAAAUUAGAGUAAUAUCUUCUUCAAACUAAAUAUUAUGUAUGAGAUAUUUUAACCUCACAGCAUGCAGGUCAUUGGUUCUGCCUUCAAAGAGCGCUCAUUUGGAGAGAAAUGUUGAAUACUUUUUGCUUGAGAGUGGCUUUUCUGCACUUGUGUUUUGCCACAGUAAGCAGUGUGAUGCUAAAAGAAAAAGUGGAAUUUAAGAUCAAUGCACACCUCUGACACAGCACAACACACAAUAGGGGUCCUUGUGUUUGCCCUGAGAGCGAAAAAAGAUCACUUUAUGUUUUAAUAUCUGCAAAAAAGAAAAAAAAAAAAAAGACUUGGACAGUAGCAGCAUACAGUACAGUAACUGGGUUGAAACAUAGGGAUAGUUUAAGCUAUGUACAUUUAUUUCAAUAACAUGUUUAACUAUGCUAUAUUGUGCAAUAUUGCCUUUAUUUAAACUAUGUAAGGGGCAGUGAUGUAGUUUUCUAAUGUGCAUGGGCAUUCUUUUUGUCACAUUCAUUUUACUGAUGUGAUGGUGAGGAUUUAGUAGCUUGAGUAGAUUAGAGGUGAUGCUCUUUUCUUUUUCUUUUUUUUUUUCCUCAGUCCUACAGAAUGCUUUUGCACUAUGGCACCUCUCCCACAAGUAACACUUAGGUAAAUGCAAAUAAUGGUAUACAACCUAAUGUAUACAACGCAUGUUGUGUAUGUUUUCUGGUAUGGGAAAGUUUAACUGAAUGACUGGCAGCCAUGAGAUUAAAAUGGUAUUAGAUUAGUAUUUAAGUUGUCUUUUGGAACUAGUCAUAGAAAAAAAAAAAAUAAUAAUAAUAAUUUGGGUCAUUUAAGUCCAAACUGGAACAUUUUGAAUAACGUCCAGGACACCUCAGCAAUACAGUGACGAUUAAGACAAUCAAUUAUUCUAGUUAAGAGUGACAUCAGAAAACCUUAUGUCAAAUGUAAAGCAUUGCAGUGACCACUAGUAAAGAGGUAUCAGUAACUAGAUAGCUCUAAGUCUCAGUUAUUUUCCCUUAUUUUUAUUUUUCAUUUUGACAGCUAUUAGUAUUAUUGAAAUAUAACUAAAUUUCUCAGGAAGCCAGCUAGUACUCACUACGUUUUAUUUUGAGUUGAUUGCCUAUUUUUUUUCUAUUACACCUGGUAUUUUUAUUAAUUUAAACAGUUGUUUUAUACAGUUACAGUUUUAUAUGCAUUUCUAUACAUUCUUUUAUAGUUUGGUGUAUUUAAUAUUGACUGCUGGUUUAAAACAAAAUGUGUUUGUGUUUUUUAAAAAAAAAAACCUUGAUUUUGCGUUUUUUUUGUUUGUUUUUUUUUGUCAAUGACCAUGUAUAAUCUGAGCGGUGUUGUUGUCUGCAUUGUAAUUAGCACAGAUGAAGCGUGUGUGUUAUCUGUGUGUGAGUAUGCUGGCAUGAUGAGACUUUGUCACCCCUUGAUGUUCAUCUUUCUCCUCUUAAAAUCACUAUUUUUGGGUACAAAAUGUUUUGUUUUUUUUAUGUUUCCCAACUAUCAUCCAAUCAUAUGUGAUGUACAAAUUUGGCUUCAUGCGGUGUUUGGUUGUUGUUUUUUCCGUUUGUUUGUUUUUUUCAUGAAUAUGGAAAUUAAAGGUGCAUCAGUAUUGACAUGAAUGAUGUGACAGUGAGCAUUUUGUUUAAAUAUGUGUCCCAUCCUUUCCUGCACACCAUCCACUAGAGGUCAAAUGAAAUAAACUCGGUCGACCAAA